This is a messenger RNA of Aureobasidium melanogenum CBS 110374, 411 nucleotides long. RefSeq lists its product as uncharacterized. The record is from RefSeq and is a predicted model, not a curated record. Gene Ontology annotation, molecular function: metal ion binding. The transcript has a single exon. The coding region runs from base 1 to 411 and encodes 136 amino acids. NCBI's taxonomy places the organism in Eukaryota, Fungi, Ascomycota, Dothideomycetes, Dothideales, Saccotheciaceae.
AUGCGGCAGAGAAGCAGCAGGCCUGUAUGUCGCAUGUGGCAGAUGGGCCGCUGCCACCUGAGCAGUAUCCAGUGCGACUUCCGCCAUGCUGAUCCUAGCGUGACUGCGCAACCCAUGCUUGCUGAGGCGUUUGUCCCCCAAACUCGUUCUUCUGAUACUCGCUGGGAGUUUGGCAACCAUGCUGUCCACAGAGACAGACAGCCUCUGCAGGAGAUUGUGCUUCCUGCUUCUUUGACAUCGACUCAGGAGUAUGAGCAAGACGGUCAGAGUGCUCAAGAUGACGCUGGUCAGAGCACUUGGGGGAGUCCUAGAAGCAGUCCACAGCGUUGGUCUAGGGCCAACCCUGCUGGAGGAAGGCAGACCAGUACAUCUCGUAAGUUGCCUCUUUGCCUUCUCAAGCCCGAGCAUUGA